Messenger RNA from Fukomys damarensis (Damara mole-rat), 1320 nucleotides. RefSeq lists its product as uncharacterized. NCBI's taxonomy places the organism in Eukaryota, Metazoa, Chordata, Mammalia, Rodentia, Bathyergidae. The record is from RefSeq and is a predicted model, not a curated record. Bases 1 to 870 code for a protein of 289 amino acids. The transcript is spliced from 7 exons.
AUGGGCGCGCCGACUCCUCGUCGCAGUCCUAAGCGGCACACCUGCGCGGCCCGGCCCGUUCCCAGGACGUCGAGCGACCAGGCCAGAGAGCUUCCAAGGGGCAGCUUCUCCGGGCGCCCGCAAAAAUUUAGAAAAGAAGCGACUUCGGAGCUCAGUCUCCCUCACAGGCCAAAUUGGAAACGCUGCCAUUGUGAGACCCAUCAGGUUGCGUCUUGGGGUUACCCCAGGAGCUCCCGAGCUGGAAAUAUCAAACUCUCGCAGCGGACAAGCCACGAGGACCAGAAGCGCGGCGAGUUGCAAGGGCCUGAGUGCAACCGCGCGCAGGAUGACUUGGAGGCGAACGUACCUCUGAAAUUUGUGGAGAGAAAUGUGUGUUUAGAGGGUAUGAAAAACCAUCAUUUGGUUUGUGUCAGCAUCAUUAAUCAACCUUCUGGUCUCAUCACUUUCAUGGAAAGGAGGAAGAGGAAGUUAUAUUCCUUGAGAGAAUCUGGGUGUGGCCUGCUCAGACCUCCAGAGACCAGUCAGCCCAGCAGGUUAAGCGGAAGGCUCUUCUCCAACUGCCCUGGGCCCUUUGUCCCUUUAUCUUCGGGGUGUCCAAACUGCAGCUGCCCUAGGGGCCCCAGUAGUCCACUAAAGGAGAGAAAGACCAAGAUCCUAUGGGCUUCCUGCUCGGAGGCUUGGCCACUCCCUGGGAAGACCCCAACCGAGCAAUGCUGUAGGGUCCGCAGCACCUGUGCCCUACGAAGCGGCUGGGUGCGGGGAAAGCACGUACUGGGCCCCGGCACCCGGCUGAGUCGAUCUUCUCUCAUCGUUUUCACGCUUAAAAAAACAAAUCAAAACAAGAAAUGCAUUCAGGCGGAGUGGAUGUGAGCGCGAAGAAGAGUUUUUCUCGGUCCUUUUGGUGGUGCUGCAAACGUGGAAUCCAAUCUCCAGCGCAGCGGCGCUCUGCCGAAGGAGGGGUGGGAGGAAGUCCCAACGGGCCCCAGCGUCGUUGGGGAAUCUGUCUGCGGCAUAUCUGAAAAUUUUGAUAAUUCCUCCUCUGAUCAGUCAGUUAAAAAGAGUUCAUUUGUCCAUCAUCCCCAGGUGAAAGCAUAAGAAAAAAAAAUCAACCUAAAAAUAUGCGCAUCUUCUACAGGUCUUGUUUUGGGGUUCAAAACCCCAUGUUUUCAGUUGCAAAUUAGAGUUCAUCUUAAUUGUCCUAAAGUGUAGCGAUGUGCUUUUUACUGAACCCGUAUUUUUUCCGUUUCUUUCCCAUAAAGGUUAAUAUGGAAUCACUAAAACAAAACAAAAAACCCCAGCUGUUGCGGGUGUGUGUGUGUG